CCCCACUUGCCUACAUGCCCAUUUACACCCACCUGAGGAAAGUACCUGCCUGGCAGGUGCCUAGGCGGAUAGAGGUACUUACUAGGCAGGGUACCUACCCAAGUACCUUAGGUAUCUGGCCAUGACGCGACGUUGACGGUCAUCCUGACUGACCUCCCGUCGUCCCGUACUUUCUUCCCCCAACUCGAUCCCCGCCUUUUGGUCUAUCCGAGCUCAUGAUCGUCCUCAAUGUAGCAGUUCCUCUCUCGACUCACGCCACACUCCUGCUGUUCGCUCUGAUAGAUAUCCAACCAUUGCGCUGUCCUUCUUCAUCCGCCCAUACCUGUCGCGGGCGCCUCUCGGCGGGUAGCCGUCCCUGGGCGGUCACUUCUUUUCUUUCUAUGCACGACCUGGGAGUGCAUCGAUCGAACAAUUCCGCCUUUACCGUCAAACACGAUCGGGCCAUGGCCGCCAGCUACUUUGCGGAAACACGGUGCCUCCAGCAGGACGCCUGCCUGCCUGCAUCAUACGCCCCGCCUCCUCGAUACCACACUGCUACUCUGUUCCACCCACGUUUUUUCUUGUUCCCUGCACCGCGCAUACGUACCACUCCAGAAUUAUACACUACGCAGUAUCCGUACGGAUAUACCGGUAGAGUACAUCUAUUGUCUUGGGGGGCGGGCCUCUCAAAAGGUCUAGCCCAACCGUCCGCCGCCGCCUACCUAUUACCUUCUCAGGCCCUGAAGAGGAAGCAAACAUGCGUUUCUCGGCUUCUAACGUUUAUGGCAUUCCUCCGUCUGCAGAGCAUCCGUCAGGUUUCCCGACACCAGAAUGAAGCCGUUGACUACCACCCCUUCCACUCUUCUCCACAACGAACCGAACCUAGUCCACCUUUCUUAUUGCUUGUCCCGGGUGGACCGGCAUGGUUCGGGCCCCCAAUGGACGGCAGCAGCAGUCUGUUGGCGCAUCGCUGUCUGUGCCUCGAUUGGUAACGAACGGUACGAACACGUAUACCCUGGAUCCUACGCCUCCAACAUACUCCAGGACAGAACUCACACAAGCCUAACCCUGGUUCGGAACCAUCCCCGACUCCGCUACGCCUGGUCCCCUCCAACUGCAGGCUUCAUCCCAUCUUGC
Molecule: messenger RNA, 1116 nt
Organism: Colletotrichum navitas
Lineage: Eukaryota; Fungi; Ascomycota; Sordariomycetes; Glomerellales; Glomerellaceae
Exons: 2
Coding region: 216-971 (251 amino acids)
Source: RefSeq, a predicted model, not a curated record